AUGGACUCCAGAAAUGUGGCCAAGAGGAAGAAGCCGAGAGCUGCCUCAGGUAAAGAGUGUUUAUAUGAACGUCGUAUUAAGAAGCAGACGAUGGAGGCACAGCCACAUGCUUGGAAGUCUCCAACAUGUCUCCAACAAGUCUCCAAUGCUCUGCAGGCCAUGCAGAUGCAGCUGUACAAGCGCUGCUCUGGGGUCAUCCUCUCAGCGGAUGCUCGACUCUUCUGCUACUGGAGCCUGAGGGCCUGGGCACGCGGCUUGACCCCAGAGCCACCCAGACACAUCCCAUAA
Messenger RNA from Knipowitschia caucasica, 288 nucleotides. NCBI's taxonomy places the organism in Eukaryota, Metazoa, Chordata, Actinopteri, Gobiiformes, Gobiidae. The record is from the annotation of a GenBank genome assembly.